Molecule: messenger RNA, 1165 nt
Organism: Paramecium sonneborni
Lineage: Eukaryota; Ciliophora; Oligohymenophorea; Peniculida; Parameciidae
Source: the annotation of a GenBank genome assembly
AAAAAUGCUUAAAUCUCAAAGAUCUGAUUAUGCCUCUGAUUCUUGUAAUAUUGUGAGCGAUAAAGCUAAAAUUCAAGUACUAAAAAAGGCAGUAUUUGAAUUAAGAUAAUAAAAAGAACAAUUAGAAAUUUCCAACCAAUCUUUAUCAAUCGAAUUAAAUAAAGUACUUAAAGAAAAGGAAUAUAAUGUAUGAAUAAUCUCAAAUUGCUAAGGAAUAAUCAUUUAUUGAGUUAGUUGAAGAAUUAAAGCAAAGAAUAUCUAUUUUAGAGGGAAAUAUAGAAACUACUCCUGUUAGAAUAAAAUCUUCUAGUAAUUUUUACACGCAAAAUGAAAUAAUAGAAGGAACAACAGAUUAGCAAUUACAAAAUAUGAUAAAAGUGAACAAAUAAUUACAAUAGUAAGUGAUUUGAUAUAUUUUAGAGAAAUAAAAAUUAUGUAAAAUAACUUUUAAGCUUAAUAAAGUAUUCUAUAAUACCAAUAAUAAAAUUUAGAAAAAGAAUUGAUUAAUAAAGAAAUAAUAAUAGUUAAACUUAGCAAAGAGUUAGAAGAGGCUAAUUAACUGAAUAGACAAUUAAAAAAAAACAUUCAAGAUAUUGAAUAAGAUUUAUAUAAUAAAAUAAUUGAUCAAUCAUAAAUAAAUACAGAUUUGAAAAUAAAAAUUUAAAAUUUUGAAUCAAGUUUAAUAUAAAAAGAAACAGAAAUUCAGAAUUAAGAAAAGAUAAUUGAGCAAUAAAAACAAAAUUUAUUUGAAUUAGAAGAAAUAAAAGGGAAAUUUUUAUAACAUAGAUUAAUUUUGAAGAACUAAUUGCUUGAAAUUAAUUGUGUUUUCAUUCUUCGAUAAAAUAUUUAGGAUGAAUAUAGUUUAGAAUUGGAAACAACAGCAAAAAGAUUCACUUAUAAAGCAAAUGAGAUAACAGAUUUGCAAGUGAAAGAUGAUAAACAUUUUAUUUUAACACUGUCUAAAAGAUAAGAGACAUUUAAAAUAAUGUAAGGAUAAGAUAUAAAAAAGAUUUGUAAAUCUAUAAAGUAAUAAUUUAAAGUAUACUUACAGAUAAUUUUUAAUUAAAUCUCAAAUUCAAUUAUAAAGUAUUUAAACAAAAUGAAGUAAAUUAAUUUAUAUUUAUAUAUAUUUUUGGGUAUUUAAAUAUUUUAAAAACUAUAAUGA